Molecule: messenger RNA, 2456 nt
Organism: Anopheles coluzzii
Lineage: Eukaryota; Metazoa; Arthropoda; Insecta; Diptera; Culicidae
Product: eukaryotic translation initiation factor 2-alpha kinase 1-like
Exons: 2
Coding region: 137-2260 (707 amino acids)
Biological process (GO): protein phosphorylation
Molecular function (GO): ATP binding; protein kinase activity
Source: RefSeq, a predicted model, not a curated record
UGACGUGACUUUGUUUUGGUUUUUCCGUAGCGUGAAUGUCGUGAAUGUUUCUGCCCUAAAAGUUGCCGUGUUUUUUUUAUAAGUAAAAAGUACACAAAAAGUUGCCCCUCCCGUUUACCAUACCGCCCCCAAGAAUAUGGUCAUCUUGACGAUGGAUUCCGAGGACGAUGAAGAUCUGGACAUCGAUUGGAACAACAUUGAAACGAUCAAAAAGUUCGACUCAGCAGGCUCCACGAAUCUACUGUCCAUCGUGACGCGAACCACUGCCGAGCUGCACAGCAAUGAGCGUUCGCUGCAGACGCGCAUUGCCACGAAAGCGUCCGCGCCGGUCAGCCUGCUGGUGGAGAGCCUGCUGCAGCAGCUAUGUGCCCUGCUCGAGCCGGAUGCGGAGCGGUCGCGCGUUCUAUACAAAACAAUCUGCGACCGGUUGCAUGCGGUCAAUCUGAUCGACGAAACGUACACGAUGGGCGAGUUCGAGAUGAUGCGCAGCCAGUACCAGAAGGCGCUAUACCAUCUCGUUAGCAUUGCCCGGGGGCGCGACCUGCCCGUUGUGCUGCCGGAUUUGCAAGAGUAUUGGCCACUGCCGGCGGGGCUGGAGUGGUCCCGGUACUAUCGGGAGUUUGAGGAGCUUUCGUUCAUUGCCGGCGGAGGGUUCGGCAAGGUUUACCGGUCUCGCAACAAGCUGGACGAUAUUGUGUACGCGGUGAAGAAGGUUACGAUCCGGUCGACCACGAUCAAGAACGUGCUGGUACAUCUGGCGGAGGUGAAAACGUUGGCGAGCUUGAAUCACAUCAACAUCGUACCGUACAAAGCGGCGUGGCUUGAGCCGUUAAUGUCCCCGGGGAAGAACAGCGUUAACAGUACGUCGACAAUGGAUGAAGCGGAUGGAUCGGGCUCUUCGGAGGAAGAAGAGGAGGAUGAGGAUGGAGAGGGAACACGUGAUAUAAGUGACUCGUUGCGCCGACCCGAGCACGAUUCGGACGAGUUUAGCAUCCUGUUUGAAAGGAGCAACGGUGAGGAACAGCAGGAGCAGGAGAGCAGCGAAGAGGCACGAAACCAAAUAGCGGAAGUGGAGGAAACAUCAAGAAGUGUCGUCAGCAUUGAAGAGUCCCAGGCACACAUUAAUCUGAAGUGGGCAACACUUUACAUUCAGAUGACGCUGUGCCACUUGACACUGCGCGAAUGGCUCGAUCAGCGCAACGCUACCGACAACUUUACCCAAUUCUAUGCCGAUUUCUUGCACAACCGCUUGCACAACGAGCUGGGCAUUGUAAACUCAAUCCCGCGGAAUUCGUUCUGUCGCCAAAGCUCACAGAUUUCCGACACGACCAACACCGACAGUGUGCUUUUCGAUAGAGAAUCGCCAGUCCGCCGCAAUUCGGAACCCUCCAAAGAUGACUCGCUGACCGACGGGCACGUGCAGCACCUUGACAUCGUGAUCGACGUCUUCCAGCAGCUGCUCAACGGGCUCAACUACAUUCACUCCCGCGGCAUCGUUCACCACGACAUAAAACCGAGCAACAUUUUCGUAAGCCUUUCGCACCACGACUCCAAGCUGUGCAUCCAACUGGGCGAUUUCGGCCUAGCUUGCCCCCUGCAAAGCUCCCACGUUGGCGUUGGCUUCGGUACACCGCUCUACGCCGCACCGGAACAGCUUGCCGGGCAAUGCGACCCAAAGUCGGACAUCUACUCGCUUGGCAUCAUACUGCUCGAACUGCUCGUACCGUUCUCCACUGACAUGGAGCGGGCGGAAACGAUCAAACAGGUACGGCGCGGCAUAUUUCCACCCGGUUUGGAUCGUGACUUUAUCGCGCUGCUGAAGAGCUUGCUGCAGUUGCAGCCCGCCAAACGGCCCGGCAUGCAGGAUCUGGUCGAAGCGGUCAAUCGGAUUCGAAUCAAUCGCGAUCGGGUAAUUUCGGAGCUGCGCCGCAGCUUGUCGCUGCGGGAGGAGGAGAUCGCCUGUUUGCGCACGCAGAUCGACGAGCAGCAGCGUGCUCAGCACGAGACGGAGGAGGAGCGGACGCUGCUGGAGCAGCGUACCACGCGGUCACUGAUCGUGAAGGAGCAGGAGCUGAUCUACAUGAGCAUGGAGAUGCAGAACAAGGAGAUUCAGCUGCGCAGCAAGGAUAUGGAGCUGCGCAGUAAGGACGAGGAGAUCAAGAAGCUAAAGGAGAUGCUUCGCUCGUACCAGGAGCGGGAAGAGAAGGCACAACACCAACAGCAACAGCAGGACCUACAAGAUGUGAGCAAACGACCGUAAGCGACCUUGCCUUCAUCCUACUUUUAUGGUUGCGACGGUAACAGUAGCUCGCUGGGAUAUUUAAGCAAUGGGAAGUUUCGUUAAAUUAUUAGUGUGCCCAAGCAUCCUAUAGGCAAAAGAAGACUUACUUUUAGUUUAAGGUAGGCAUGUGUGAUACGAUGGCGUCAAUAAAUUGCUCAUUCAAACAAUUUUUCAA